GUUGCUGAUCCUGCCCCAUGCACGCAGCUCCACAGACAGCGUGAAAUGGACUUCUCGUUCGGUGCCGAUCCGCCCACGGGCGAUGACUUCUACUCCGACCCCGCCAACUUCUUCAAGGCCAUCGGUCGUCCCACGCCAAAGAUGCCCUCCGCGACCGAGGUUCGCAGCAAGGCGCGGAAGAGGGCAGCUGCAAUUUUCGCCAACUACGAGCUGCUGAACCAGAUUCUCUUGAGGCACGAGUCCACCAUUCGGAAAAGAUGGUUCAAAAAGGGCCGACAGCAAAGGCUCAAGGUCUUGCUGAAAGUAUGGCCUGGAAUGCCUCCGAACCAUCGCCCCGACUACGAAGCCUUCAGAAAGGCAAGGUCUCAGCCGCUGCAGCACGCGCCCAAGCAGGUCAAAGACAGCUUCAUGUGGCCGUACGUCAACCAGGAAGACUUGACGCAGACACAGCCGCUUCUUCUGUUGCUCAACGCCAGAGGUCGUCACCCUCCUUCCAGUUUCGCCGCCGCGGAUAUUGAUGCCAUGCACUUGGGCAUCGUCACUGAGGCCAUUGAGCGCAUUUUUCUGAACGAGCAUACAAUGAUACUACAUGGGGCCAUCCUUGCCGAGGAAUACGGCAAACUUCUCGCGUGGGACGAUCAUCCGGAUGCCUUCGACUGGAUGCAUACCCAAAAACAGUUCAAUCCCGGCGACGGCCUCGUCAUCCUCGAGGCUCAGGACAGGCUCAUGAAGUUUCUCGUUGACUGUUGCCACGACAUACUUCACGAUAUCCCUCAUGAUCAGCUGAUUAGCGAAGCGUACCCUAUUCAGCCGGAGCUGCCUCUACAGCUUGGGGGUGAAGCACGCGGGUUUGAGUCGCUGGCUUCAAUGGCCGCCGAAGCCCCUUACCGACUCCCAGCUCAACUAGACCUCGGGCGAAUCGAGUCGUUGCUCUCUGCAAAGGCUCGCGCAGCAGAAGACCACUUGUGGGCUUUGCGUGAAGAACCCGCAUACUUUCGACAGUAUGUCCUGGAUGCACGAGAGCAUCGACUGGAAAUGAUCAAGGAUGCGCUUAAUAACACUCAUCCAACACUGGUUCCGGGCCGUGACUGGCUCUUUCGGGCCCGCGUUGUCGGAGAAGUCCUUUGUGAGGCAUACCUUGAGCUCGAACUUUACUCGGAACUCCACCGCCAAGCCCAGAAUUUGUUGACUCUGGAGAAAAAGUACGAGGCAGCAAUUUCGCCGCUGAAGGAUCUCCCUGAAGAAUAUCUGAACGCCCUCUUGACUUUCCGCCACUUCCUCAACCAAGCAGUCAAGGGGCCCUUGGAUCAGCUCAAGAUAGCUGUACCGGCAUGUCCACCGAUGCGAAAGUUCUUCGUUCGUAGGCCGCCCGAGGAUUCCAGUUCUUCGAAAAUGGCGAUUUCGGCAAGCGGGCUCAAAAAGAAUCACGUCGAGCGUCAGCUUCUCUAUUUGCUCCAAACUUUGUGGGAAAAUGGCGACAACCUCUUUCUCCUUCGCUUAUCGCGCGUAGUGGAUGAGCUGGAGCGUCUUUUGCUGACCGAGCCAACCGCGGGUGACCUCAUCUCCAACUACGUGGCUCGCUUGGUCGGCAAUCUCUCCAUCGUUUCUCAGUGCAUUCAUCAGCUGGAGAUAUACCAGCCGUGGGCCCAGAACUUUGAAGAUGCCUUCCUAAGCGUCAAGGCCGAGAUCCAGCAAGAAUUUGCCACCAAAAGCGAACCAUGGGGGCAGAUAAUGGCGGCGUUGAGCGAUACAAAGCUGGCCGGGGCGUCGAAGCUUGCAGAGCCGCUCUUGAGAAGCUUCACUUAUCCCAUUGACAAGAGGCGCACCAAAGAAAACGUGGAGAAGCUACGUCAAGCCGAGAGAGAUCUCGAUAUGUUUUGGGCUGAAGUGGACCGUGUUAUGCGUCCUGCAUCUAGCAAGCUGCAAGAUUCUGCUGUUCAUAAGCUCUUCACGUCCUCAUUAUUACAACGUACGCCGGAAUGGGUCGAUCAGCCGACACCACUGACUGUUGCUGCGACUGCUCAUGUCGAGCAACCACUCUCGCCUCUCUACUUUGACCUAUGGAACGGGCGAGCAGAAGUCCAGACAAAGCGCAGCAGUGCCCAUACGACGCCCGCCAAAGCCAAGGUCAAGACCAGAGGCACAGCAGACCGACAAAGUGAGCCGUCAUGUAGUGCUGAGCCGACGCACCAAGAAGUGGAAACCCCCAAGCCCUGCAUCAAAGUUGAUAGCCGUGCGUUCAAGGUCUUUCGCACUCUCUUCUUCAACUCGGAUAUCACCUCAACUCCUGGAGAGGUCCCUUGGAACGAUUUUGUGCACGCCUUAACUUCCGUCGGCUUCACUGCGCAGAAGCUUUACGGAUCAGUCUGGCAGUUCUCGCCUUCUGGACUUGACGUCGAAGCAAGCAUUCAAUUUCACGAGCCGCAUCCUCGGGGGAAGAUUCCGUUUAUGACGGCGAGGCGCCACGGCCGGAGGCUUGCGAGGAACUUCGGCUGGUCUGGAGACAUGUUUGUACUGAACAAGUAGACCUUAGUAGCUGGUUGUCAUCUGGGCUUCGAGUAUCGGCUAUUUUUAUGGGGAUCACAAACCGUAGAAAACAUCUCCAGCCAAUGAUGUACACAGGCAGCCAUCUU
Trichoderma reesei QM6a is the source of this 2633-nucleotide messenger RNA. RefSeq lists its product as uncharacterized. Bases 46 to 2526 code for a protein of 826 amino acids. Lineage: Eukaryota; Fungi; Ascomycota; Sordariomycetes; Hypocreales; Hypocreaceae. The transcript has a single exon. The record is from RefSeq and is a predicted model, not a curated record.